This is a messenger RNA of Apodemus sylvaticus (European woodmouse), 2309 nucleotides long. RefSeq names its product CEA cell adhesion molecule 19 (gene Ceacam19). Bases 217 to 1176 code for a protein of 319 amino acids. The record is from RefSeq and is a predicted model, not a curated record. The transcript has 7 exons. Lineage: Eukaryota; Metazoa; Chordata; Mammalia; Rodentia; Muridae.
UGGUCCAACCUGUGUGUGCGCACGCGCGCGUCAUCUGGGGCGUGGGUGGAGCCUGAGAGGCUGGCACACAGUGGAAGGGAUGCCAGGGCUGGGCAGCCUCCGCGCCUGGCAGUGUCGCGAGCCACCCGGCUGGAUGCUCCACUGAACUUCACCCUUCGGAGAGCAAGACCCCAGCCUGUGGCUGUCAGUGCCUUUGCCAUCUCUACGGGAACCAAGAUGGACACCAGGACCCCGGGCCUCCUGUUCUCAGCCUUGUUCCUGGCCCUUAGGCUGCCCCAAGGCGCACAGGCAGCCCUCCACAUCCAGAUGAUUCCAGAGCAGCCCCAGAAGAACCAGGACCUUCUCCUGUCCCUUCAUGGCGUCCCCAGCACUGCCCAGGACUUCGUCUGGUACCUGGGGGAGGAGACUUCUGGAGGCACAAGGCUGUUCUCCUACAUCCCUGGGCUGCCACGGCCCCAGAGGGACGGCAGCGCCAUGGGACAGCGAGACAUUGUGGGCUUCCCGAACGGCUCCAUGCUGCUCCGAGCUGCCCAGCCCUCAGACAGUGGCACCUACCAGGUGGCUGCCACCAUGAACCCGGCCUGGACGAUGAAGGCCAAGAUUGACGUCCAGGUGGCUGAUGCACUGGCGUCCUCCUCAUACCUCUCCGUCAAUGCUGGGAUCACGGCAGCCAUCAGCGUUGGGAGUCUCGCUAUCGGGUCACUGCUUGUAUGUGGCGUUGCCUAUCUCCUGGUCACUCGAAGCCGGAAGGGCCGGAGCCGCAGGAAUAGAGCGGAGAAGCCAGCGGUGAACGGGACCCCCGAAUCUGGUGACAGCAACAUCUACGAAGUGAUGCCAUCCCCAGGCCUCCUGGUGUCUCCUGUCAGUGGUGUGGAGCCAGGAAGCCCACCCAUGGUAACACCAGGAUCCAAGACUGCACGGCAUGAGGAGCCCCUCACCUGUGCCCCUCCCCUGCAGAGCCUGCCUCCCCCACCCCCGCCAGCGCCCCCGGAGCCGCAGCCCGAGAGCCAGCACUAUCAGGACCUACUGAACCCUGACCCAGCCCCAUACUGCCAGCUAGUCCAACUCCCUGAUGGACCCUGGGCCCUGCCUGCACAGAGCACAAAAUCUCAACUUCCAGACGCCAUCCCUGAGGGCUUCACACCCACAGAAAGGACACAGGUGACACCCACAUAACAACGAUUUGGAAAAACUGGCAAGAUGGGCUCUGCCCCAGACCCCACAUGACAUGGGGCCAGCGCCCUGCGGGCCAGGAGACUGACAGCCCCAGAUCCCAAUGUCCCAACAACCUUCAGUCUGUGCCUCUUGGGCCACCUGCCUCUAAGAAGCCAGGCCCCUGCCCCACCCAAGGACUGGGGGCCCAUCCAGGUAUUUGAGGGAUGGGAAGAAGGCCUUGAACCCGGCCAUAAAAUUCCAUCCUGCCUCAGCCAGUUACCCAGAAGCCCUUUCCUUGGGAAGAAAGCACCCAGGAAGACCCGCAGCCGCCAGGAGUUCUCGACCCGUGGGCCACAACCCCUUUGGGAAGUCAGUGUCUUCAUAGGGCCCAGCUAAGACCACCAGAGAUGUCAGAUAUGUUCACUACAAUUCCUAACAGUAGCAAAAUUACAGUUGUGAAGUAGCAACGAAAUGAUUUUACCGUUGGAGGUCACCACGACGGGAGCAACAACUGUAUUAAAGGGUCUCAGGUAUAGGAAGGUGGAGAACGAUGCGCUCUUGGAACGCAGCACCUGUCGGAGGGUGACAGCCCUGGGCAAAUUAACUGCCCGCGCCCUGGCUUCAGCAACAGCCUCGCAGAGAGGGGCCUGGGCUGUGGCACAGACGUAGAGAGCCUGCCCCAACCCACCAGUCAGGGGCUGGGGACAUGGCUCAAUGCGACGUCGCCCGAGGGACAGGGCACGGCUCUGUCUACCAAGCCGGAGAGGCCUGGGUUCAAUCCUCACCCACUGGGAAGACAGACAAGCCUCCUGGAGGAAGUCUGCGGAAGCCCCGUGGCCUCGGGCUCCAGGAUCAGCGACGUCCACUUUGGACUCCGACAUUUGAUUGUAAGAUGAUAAACACCUGUUGUUUUAAGCCAUUCCUUCAAUAGCGGGUUCCAGGAAACAGGAAAUGGGGGUGCUGAAGGAUCUCAGGUGGGGGAAGUUACAGCCGCAGCUGAUUGGCAGUAUGCAAAUGAGCCCCUCCCUCGGCGGGGGCGGGACUUCCCCAGGCCUUGAUCUCCGGCGACCCGUGCGUGACUAAGCUGUCCACCCACAUCACCCGGUGACCCAAGGGCCAGAGGAGUCGGGAUGAAUAAAUGAAGCAGGGCUUAA